Trichoderma gamsii is the source of this 1857-nucleotide messenger RNA. RefSeq lists its product as hypothetical. Gene Ontology annotation, molecular function: GTPase regulator activity. Gene Ontology annotation, cellular component: nucleus; cytoplasm. The transcript is spliced from 3 exons. The record is from RefSeq and is a predicted model, not a curated record. The coding region runs from base 1 to 1857 and encodes 618 amino acids. NCBI's taxonomy places the organism in Eukaryota, Fungi, Ascomycota, Sordariomycetes, Hypocreales, Hypocreaceae.
AUGGACGAUUUUCUGGCAGCAGUUGGCGCGCAGGCCAUGAGAUAUGCCAUACGGUCUGGCAUCGCCUUGACGUCCUCUUAUGCCAUCAACCAAUGCUCUCGCCUGCUAAAGGCUGUCGACGACAAGAACCUCCAAUCCGAGCUCAGGGUGCUCCAAAAACAACUGGAUGGUAAAAUUAAGAUCAUCUCUCCUGCGAUUGAUCUUAUUGAGUUCAAAUCCGGGCGAGGAAACAUCUUUCUUGAAUCCGCAUUGCCUCUCGCAAAGUCUCUUCACCAGCAGAUCAUCUCCUUGGGACGUCGUGUGGAGGGUGCCGCAGCCGUCGAGGAACACAUACACAAUCUAUCAGAAAAUCCAAAGACAAAGGAGGCUGACCAUGACGCAUUAAAGAGGGUGAUUAGAGAUAUCAAGAGUCUCCUAACCGAGAUUGACCGGGAAAUUCCUCUUCUACAGCUAGCUAUAUCAGCAUCUGGUGAAAGCCUGUCUACUUCACUCCCACCUGGAAUAUCUCCUUCUCGACUGUUGCAGGCUAGUACCCUCUUGACCGUUGGAGAUACACAGCAUGCACAGGAUCCUACAAGAACCGUACAAAUCGGGCCUUCAUUUACGCUGUCUGUAUACAUGCUAUUCUUGGGACACACAUCUGUAUCGUCUGCACCUAAAGAUGAUAAGUCAAGUCCGAGAAGCAGUAAUCAGAAAAUUAGCUCAAAAAACACAGACCAGAUCCCAGUCUAUGGUCUAGGCGAGCACGAUAGACGGCCUGUAUGGCAGGAGGCGAUACACAAGGCUCGGGUGCGGCUAUGCAGGUCCGCUUCCAAGGCAGCCAUAGAUGACAAGAGUUUCAUUGAAGAUAAGGAGAACGCAUCGAACUUUGAAGUCGGCCCCACUUAUGCCUACCACCUCGAAAUUAUUGAAGAUUUGGACGAUGGGCGGGCUCAUGAAGGGGCUGCCCAGGCACAAGCAUACAACGGCGUCUCAAAAGCUGGCAUUCGUGAACAUAUUCCGAUUUACCAGCUCGCCAAGAUAUUCUACACAGACACUGGCAGAAUGCUCAAUAUCGGCGAUGGGACUGAUGGAGAGAAUAAUCCAGUUUUACUCCUCAAGCGAGACAUUAAGGCAUCUCAGCUGCAAAGGCCAGAACAUGAGAUGUAUGGAGAUGCAAACAACGCUACGCAUGACGAUAGUGGUAGCCAACAAGAAGUAAACGAAGAUGAUCAAGCCGACGUGGAUCGACAACUAUUCGGAGAAUCACGAAAGAAGCGGCUCUCUUUGAUAAGCUCUGGGAAUGUUGAAGAGAACUACAUCACCGCCUUCCCCAAACACCUGGAUCCCGAGUGGAUAGCUUUUGAGGUGUACGAAGAAGACGACGAGCAGAGUGAGACGAGUUCCAUUUCGGGCCUUGACGUGGACUCAUCAAACGAAGCCGACGGGCGCGGCAAUUCACCAGAGAAAUCACCAUCACGCCUUCGCGCAAUGGACUCGAGUUUGGUCUCCCAGAUCAAGAAUCUGUCUGUUCAGCCCACGUCACGCAGCACUCUCACUUUAAGCUAUUCAGAUCCUAGCCUUGGUCGUCCAUCGCAAGACCUGGCCGUAGAUUCGGCAAGAAAAGCGCAGGAUUUUGUAUCGCGGUCACCGUUUGGAACUAUCACGACAUCGCUCUCACUAAUUGAGAUGCUCAUUCGGCUUGCUGGCCUUCAAGAGUUUCAACAGGCUUCCCAUUUGUCGAUUCCAGACCACAUCCUGACAUUUUUCUUGGAAGAGACGUCAACGACAGGGUUGACGGGCGAGGCUAUGUGGAGGGCCAGGAGUCAAACCAAACAGCGAGUAGGAUUUGAUCCAUAUACUGAUGCAGCACGAUGA